This is a messenger RNA of Sebastes umbrosus (honeycomb rockfish), 2686 nucleotides long. RefSeq names its product neuropeptide Y receptor Y8b (gene npy8br). Gene Ontology annotation, cellular component: neuron projection; plasma membrane. The record is from RefSeq and is a predicted model, not a curated record. The transcript is spliced from 2 exons. Gene Ontology annotation, biological process: G protein-coupled receptor signaling pathway. NCBI's taxonomy places the organism in Eukaryota, Metazoa, Chordata, Actinopteri, Perciformes, Sebastidae. Gene Ontology annotation, molecular function: neuropeptide Y receptor activity; neuropeptide binding. Bases 440 to 1537 code for a protein of 365 amino acids.
CGCGUGCACGUGCGCGCGCGUGCACGUGCGUGAGGAGCGUGCCAGUGAGAAUUUAUUAUGUAACAACGUGUUCCCAAUCACAUCCCUCUCUGCCUGAGAGUCUGAGGCAUAAGGUCGCUUUAAGAGAUAUCUCAGUUCCUAUCAGUGAUCCUGGCAGGACACCUCCUCCUCUUCCUCCUCCUCCUCCUCCUCCUCCUCCUCCUACCUUCCCCUUCGACCAAAAACUCUUGUUGUGUCUCACCUGAUGCAAAGCAGCGCUGGACGUCCAGGAGGAAACAACAGCUCGGCAGCAAAUGAAGACUGAUGUUAAGAUUGCCAAAGAUUAAGGAUGAUGGAAAGCUGUAAGAAAAUGCUAAUGUUAUUCAUGAAGUAAUUACAGCAGGUGUGACACAACAAAUUAGUUCAAUUAGGCCUCUGAAGUGAGCCCAGGAAAGCCACCAUGGAGCUGCAGCAAAACACCAAUCACAACCAAGCCCAGUGGAAAGAAAUACCGUGGGACUCCACCGACGACUGCGCGCUCUCAGUGAGCGGCACCACUUUCCUCAUCGUUGCUUACAGUACAGUUUUGGCCGUGGGUCUCAUCGGGAACUCUUGCCUGGUGUUUGUUAUCACACGGCACAAGGAGAUGCGCAACGUCACCAACAUCUUCAUCGCCAACCUGUCCUGUUCUGACAUCAUCAUGUGCAUUGUGUGCCUGCCGGUCACUAUUAUCUACAUGCUGAUGGACCGCUGGGUCCUAGGGGAGGUCCUCUGUAAGCUCACGCCCUUUGUCCAGUGCAUAUCGGUCACCGUUUCCAUCUUCUCCCUGGUCCUCAUCGCCAUGGAGCGCUACCAGCUCAUUGUCCACCCGACUGGAUGGAAGCCAAUGGUGGGCCAGUCCUACUUGGCCGUGGCUGUCACCUGGAUCGUGGCUUGCCUAAUCUCGGUGCCUUUCCUCUCGUACAGCGUGCUCGCAUUGCCUUUCCAGAACAUGAGCGUCCCAAUCAGUGAUCACCUGUUUUGUGUGGAGCGGUGGCCGUCGGUCCAAGAGCGGCGAGCUUACACCACCUCCCUGAUCGUCUUCCAGUACUUCCUCCCUCUCGCCCUCAUCAUGCUCUGCUACCUGCACAUCUACCUGCGCCUCAGGAGGAGGAAGGACAUGGUGGAGCGCGGCAGGAACGCCACUCAGAAGAAAAACAAAGGCGCCGCGAGGAUUAACGCCAUGUUGAUCGCCAUAGUGGUGGCAUUCGCCCUCACCUGGCUCCCUCUCAACGUCUUCAACACGGUGUUCGACUGGAACCAUGAGGCCAUCCCGACCUGUGGCCACGAUAUCAUCUUCUCGUUCUGCCACCUCACGGCCAUGGCCUCCACCUGUGUUAACCCCAUCAUCUACGGUUUCCUCAACAGCAAUUUCCAGAAGCAGCUCAAGACCACCCUGUUGCGCUGUCGCUGCUGGGGGGUGACGGAGCGAUACGAGAGCGUCCCGCUCUCUACUGUCAGCACAGAGGUCACCAAGGGGUCAAUCUUGAGCAAUGGAUCUAUCAGCAACAAUACUUAGAUCUGAGCCUUUUCAGUGAAGGAAACAAACACUACUGAGUCUUCCUCAGCCCUCAUUGUGUCAUCCUUUGGAGCUUUUCUUGCUUCGUUGCGUCCAAAAGCGAGGCUGACAUUUACAAAGUUAUAAACCUCACUAACAGCAGUCCGGAGAGAGCCGACUGAAGACACUUAACCAGCAUGGCGCGAUGCCCUCGAUUCAGUAUGAGGUCACAUGAAAGAGGAAGUAGAUAACAAAUUGAUGGUGCAAAGGUUGGACAAGUUGAAGAAUUGUAGGGCAACUGAGGGCACUUUACAUGAGCACUUUCGCAGUCUGUAUAGUCCCUUCUCCAUGUACUGUGGGCACAUACGAAUGAAGAGACAGCAUUUAAUGUGGUAUACAUCUGUCGUGUUUUCUUUCUAAAGCACUGGGAUUGUCACAUUUCAACAAACAUAAACUGCUUAUGUUUUGCUUUUCACACUUUUACCUGCUUUAAAUAUGGACAAUGAGACCACCUGAGAGAACUGAAAGGACAAAGGGGUUGGGGAACUGCAAAUGUUCUUUUCAAUUUAGUUGUUUUAUAUUAAUAGUGUCGAUGAAAAUAUCAAGAGAUUGUAAACUGUGAUGUGUUAAUGAUUAUUGACGGAGUGGCUUAUUACGUAACUGAAGGAGAGGACAUUAGUGCAUUAAAUGUGGCUCCGGGCGUCCACUGAGACAAUUUACUAGCAUCAUCUUAAUGCGUUUAUUAUUACCUAAAAUCACCACAAACGAUGUAAUGCUCUUUAACAGCAAACCUUGGCAAAAGCUAUAUACAAUCCAUGCUGUCCGCCAAGGUCUGCGCUCCAGUGUAUUAUGCGUGUGGGAUGUUUUUUUCACAACAAAUGUGCCAUUCAGCAACCAUAUAUCAAGUGCCAUAAAACAAAAUAAAAGAGGCAGUAAAGGACUUUGUCAGAGCCGGGUUCUCCUGCUGUAUAUAACCUUACUAAAUACGUGUAUGGCCUGUAAACAAUGUGACACAGUUAUAGUUUAUGGUGUGGUAUAGGGAAUAAAGAGCACUGUGUAGCAGCAUAGCAGAUAUAUCCUAGGAAACCUGUUGUAAGUCACUUCUCUUUGUGGUAAUAAACUGAAUUAAAACGUUUACUAACAUUUACUAUUAAAGAUGAUAAUCUUUAA